CCCGCACAGCGCGCCUGUUAAGGUGGCGAGGGCUCCGCCGCUCCCGAGGGCAAGAUUCGGGACAUACUACAGCCAAUAUACCCGAUGUACCCAGCUAGUGAUGUCAUCAUACACACGCGACCUCAGCAGAGACAUUAAUUCCUCUACUACUACAAGACACUCCUUGUCGUCACCCUACUACCACCCCCUUUUCCUACCUGGUCCGUCUGCCCAUCUUGCAAUAACGCGGCCACAGCUCGGUAGCUCCCAGCAUCGACUCCAUUCUGCGAGAAUACCCCGACAUCUCCGCCGCCCGUAGGGUGCCCCGGCAGUCCGCAGGAGGCAAGGACGAGAGCGGGCCGGCGCGCGACGCGCAGCCCUGCGAGCAUGACGCGGCGCGAGAGGACCAUCGCUCGGUCCGUCGUCUUCGCGAUGCUGAGCGCGGGCGAGGACGGGCGGGCGGCGCGGGAGCCCUCGCUGGCGCGCGCUCUGCGCGUCUUCUACCUGCACUGGGUGGCGCUGCAGCCGGCCCGCGCGGACCUGUUCGCGGAGCUGCGGCGGGGGUGGGGGAUCAGCGAGGCCGCGUACCGGGGCAGCUUCGACGCGCGGAAGCAGGGCCGGCGCGGCGCGGCGGGGGCGGCCGCUCUCCUGCCGCUCGGCGACAUGGGCUACAGCGGCUCCACCUUCUACCGCACCAGCGACGGUGCCUAUCUCGUCAAGUCGGUCCCGCGCGCCUUCGAGCACCGCUUCUUCCGCCACCGCCUGCUCGCCGCCUACGCCGACCACGUCCGCGCCAACGGCGCCAGCCUGCUCGUGCGCAUCACCGACUUCCUCGAGGCCGCCCACCGGAGCCUCGGCACGCUCCUGGGCCUCGCCCCGACCCACCACAUCGUCAUGGAGAACCUCAUGCACGGGCGCGAGGGCGAGGGCGAGGGAGAGGGCGGCGGCUCGGCGCCCCGGUGGGAGUCCUGGGACCUCAAGCCCGCCUCCUACUUCUUCCCCGAGCGUGACGUCGCCGGCGGCGCGCUGGCCUCCGAGGCCACCAAGUCGAAGCUGCCAGACGAGUUCCGCGACAAGCUCCGGGUCUCCGCCGCGCAGGCCGCCGCGUUCGCGCGCCAGCUCGAGAACGACACGCGGCUCCUCGCCGACUGCGGCGCCGUCGACUACUCGCUCUUCCUCGUGCGCGUCUCCGCGGCGAGCGCGCCGGGGGACGAGGAAGCGCCGCCGCCGCCGCCCCUCGCGCCCCCCUCGCCGCCGAGCUGGCGCACCGGGAUCGUGUCGCGCGACGGCCGCGAGGUCUACCGGGCCGCCAUCCUCGACUUCUUCUGGUCGAAGCACGCGGUCCACGCCAAGGCCAUGACCGGGCUGGUCCGGAGCUACGACGUCGUCGCCGGACACGGGCCCAUGACCAUCACCGCCGACAGCAGCGAGUACCGCGACCGGUUCCUCAAGAUGUGCUCGGACAUUGUCGAGGUCCGCUCCUGACCCCUCGGCUAGUGAACCACCGCUGUAAUCGGAGGCUUAGAACGGAACGUGCCU
Durotheca rogersii is the source of this 1518-nucleotide messenger RNA. Its product is annotated as SAICAR synthase-like protein. The transcript is spliced from 2 exons. The coding region runs from base 367 to 1464 and encodes 365 amino acids. NCBI's taxonomy places the organism in Eukaryota, Fungi, Ascomycota, Sordariomycetes, Xylariales, Xylariaceae. The record is from RefSeq and is a predicted model, not a curated record. Gene Ontology annotation, biological process: phosphatidylinositol metabolic process. Gene Ontology annotation, molecular function: phosphatidylinositol kinase activity.